Molecule: messenger RNA, 1074 nt
Organism: Selaginella moellendorffii
Lineage: Eukaryota; Viridiplantae; Streptophyta; Lycopodiopsida; Selaginellales; Selaginellaceae
Exons: 8
Coding region: 193-1029 (278 amino acids)
Source: RefSeq, a predicted model, not a curated record
CAAACUGCGGCCAUUGCCGUAUAUAGGGAACGUGUACGGCAUUGUUUGGAAGGAAGAAAGCGCGCUUGGAGGGAUUGGGCACAAGAGAUCGAGCUAAAAUCUUGCGUCCCUUGCCGCGGCGCCUUGGAUCUGGGGCGUGGAGCGUGCAAUCCAGGUUUCUCGAGAUGAGUUGUUGAUCGCAGUUACGAUACAAUGGACUUGUUAUUCCAAAAGGCUCGAGAUCUUGCGCAGGAGACCGCAAAGAAAUCUCAAGACUUUGCCAAGGAGGCUGCGAAGUUCUCGCAAGAGCUGGCACUAGAAACCGCGAAGAAAUCCAAGGAGUUGGCUGUGGAGGCUACCAAAAGAGCCGAUCAAAUUAAGGCGUUUGCUACCGCGGAGCUCUCGCCUGGAAGCGUAACUCCUCCGAGCCCUUCACAAGAGGAACUUGAAACGUAUGGGAUCACACCAGAGCUCCGAGAGUUCGUCAAGACCUUCACGAUAAGAACGUUUCGGGACUACGAUACCAAAGACUUGAACGGAACAGGAGUUCGCCAAGAUCUAAGCGAAUGGCAGGAGAAACACGCAGUGUUCCUUCUUCAAGUUGUUCCGGAUCUCUCUGAUUUUCGCUACGUUUUGUGCCCGCGAAGGAUGAAAGAGACCACCUUCUGGAAAAUCUAUUUCAAGCUCGUCGAGAACUACAUCGCCCCAUAUGAAGCGCGUGCAAACAUCACAAAGGUGGACGAUCAGACGUCCAGCACAAAACCAGAUCAACCGAGAGAAGAAAGCUCGAGCGAUGCAAUCGACAAGAAACCGCAUCCUUCCGAUCACGAUCUGGACGCCUACCUUUUGGGAGCCCUCGAUGGUCACGACGACGGACAAGGUGAUGAUGGAGAUUCCGAUCCAGAAGACUUCGAUCGCCUGGUCAACAACACGGGUCUAGAUAGCGACGGCGAAGAUGGUGUUCACAAAAGCGAAGCAGCAGGUUCUUCCGAUGGGGAGCUUGUAGAAAUUCCGGAUAGCGCAAAAGCUCAAAGCGAGCACUGUAAGUAAGCUUUGUCAAGCUGGUAAGAAUACAUUUCGCAAAUGGUUCCAUCU